Messenger RNA from Mercenaria mercenaria, 933 nucleotides. RefSeq names its product acetylcholine receptor subunit alpha-like 2. The record is from RefSeq and is a predicted model, not a curated record. Gene Ontology annotation, molecular function: extracellular ligand-gated monoatomic ion channel activity; transmembrane signaling receptor activity; neurotransmitter receptor activity. Gene Ontology annotation, cellular component: neuron projection; synapse; membrane. Lineage: Eukaryota; Metazoa; Mollusca; Bivalvia; Venerida; Veneridae. The transcript is spliced from 7 exons. The coding region runs from base 1 to 933 and encodes 310 amino acids. Gene Ontology annotation, biological process: regulation of membrane potential; chemical synaptic transmission; nervous system process.
AUGGUAGACCAGGAGAAUAUUACAAAUAGUCCGAAGUGUGUUUCCUACAUGACAUCAUGGGUAAAUUCUGCGUAUACAGCGAAUGAUGCAAUGAAUCUACAGAGCGCCCUUGCCAAGAAUUAUUCCUCCAAAGUUCGGCCAUUAGAGACCACAUCCGUUGAUGACUAUUUUGGGAUGAUGCACAUCACAGAACUGAAUAUCGUGCAGCAACAGUUACAUAUUGUCGGAUUCCUCCUUGUAGAAUGGACAGACAGCAGGCUGACAUGGGCAACAUCCGACUACGGCGGCAUGAAUUCAACUUUCGUACUACUUUCUGAUAUAUGGUCCCCUCCGUUAGUGCUUAACAACGCUGCAGAUGAUAUCCAGAUUAUGAAUGAUGACUCAGAUCUGUCCAGUGUGAAUGCGCAUCAAGGGAACGAUGGGUAUGUUAUAUGGCUGGCACCAGCCAAUUUCAUGGCUCAGUGCACCAUAAACAUUCAGUAUUAUCCAUUUGAUUCGCAGACAUGUUACUUCAUGGUCUCAUCAUGGUUGUUCCUUGAAAAGCAUUUAGAACUUGGAGGGUCAGCUGCAUCGAUAAAUAUGGACCUUUACCAAGAAAAUGGUGAAUGGGACCUCACUGGAUCAAAAGUUGAAAAUAUAACAAGUCAAUUGCUUACUGACACUAUUACGACAAAGAUUACACAGAAGAACGCAUCUCUAGAAAAGGUUGAACUUACACUGGUGGAGAAAAAACACUUAGAAAAGGCGAUCAUACAAAAUAGAGCACGGGAUAAACAAGACAGAGAGGAAACCGAACAGUUUGGCGCAAGGAAUUACAGUUUUGAAGACUUAGCCCUUGUAUUCGACAAUUUUAAUUUUAUAUUGUUUGCAAUCAUCACGGUUACUGUAACUGUUGUAUUUAUGGUAGUGCUGCGGUUAGGCGGAUCAUCGUAA